UGGUUGACGUCAGAGCUGCAGUGGGGCUGCGGAGUCUUGACCAGCCCCUUGACAGUCGGCAGCCCAGUCGCAUCUGGGAGCCCGCGUCGAGCGACACGCGCUCCUCUGAGCUCCUCUCUUCUGUCCCCGGCGGGUGUGGCCGGGGGUGUCUGGCGGCUUCGGGACCCUCGCGGCGCGGCGGAACCCAAGCGGCGGGCAGCGCGCUCAGGCCGGCAGCGGCCGGCCGCGGCCCGGAAGGAGGGCAGGCGGCUUCCACGGAGACGCUUGUCCAGAUUGGUGCAGCUGAAGACCUGCCUGAUCUUCUAUACUCAAGUUUGACCAUUUGAGCUCAGCCAGUAGCCUCCUGACUGACUAGUUAAGAUGCAGAAAAGACAAGGGUACUGCAGCUAUUGCCGUGUGCAGUAUCCUAACCUGGAACAGACCCUCACUAAAGGAAAAACUAAAAGGAGUUCUUCAGGCAGAAGGAAAAUGAUUCCAGAUGGAAGCUCAGAGCUAUCAGGAAGUAAUGAAGAACAAUGGACAGCACUUGUUCAGUGCUCAGCAUAGAAGCCUGACCAGACAGAGCCGCCGUCGGACAGCCACCAGUAACACUUUGAUGGAACGUUUCCUGCAGGAUGUACUUCGACACCAUCCGUACAAUUACCAAGACAACAACGGACCUGCACCAGACGAGGCAGCGGCGGCAGCAGCUGGAGCAGUAGAGGGAGCAGCCAUGGCGGAGGGAGCGGCGGCGGAGGGAGCAGUGGCGGCAGCAGCAGCGGCGGCCGAGGGAGCAGCAGCGGCAGCAGCAGCAGCAGCAAAUCCUGAGUCACCUGAAGUGGUCGUUUUGGAUGACUCCGAUGAAAAGGAGGAUGAUACUACAGAGAGCACUGGAGAGCAGAACUCGGAGGAUUCGGAAUCUGUUGAAGAGAUAGAUUGUAGACCUGGUACUUCCCAGGAGUGUGCAGAGGUUGCGGUUCGACCAUCGGUUAUUCAAAGGCUGGAGCGGGGGCAGCAGCAGCCCUUGGAGUUGGCUCAGGAAGUUGAGAGUGGUGUGGAAAGAGUUAAUUCAGUCGGUGUUCAGGCUACAACUAGUGGAAAAGAGUUAGUGCGUCCCCCAGUGAUUUGUAAUGCUCCUGCCAGAUCUUUGCCUAGAGGCUCUGAGAGACCAGUUGCGGCUACCAGUGCUCCUCGGUUAGUACUGGCAGUUGCUUCAGAUUCCUUUCCAGCUUGUGACACAGAAAACCUUGAAACAUACUUUGACUCCCCAGAUCAGGGCACUAGCAAUCCGCCAUCUCAACCCGAAACUAAAGACCCGAAAAAGAAACCUUUAAACAUAAAUUUAGACAAAUUGCUUGCACAGAAAAAUCUCAGAGCUCAGGGUGCGUCUUUUUCCCCCGUUGUACGAGUUCGUGAGUUAACAGGUGAUGAGCUUUGUUCUGUAAGAGCUGGGCCGUCUUCUGAGGCAGGGGAAGGCACAUCGGGAAACCCCAGUGAGACUGACACACUAGCACGAGCACUUCGUGAAGGUGCCAUUCCAAAGCGUCGUGGUGAGGCAUCUCGUUCAAAUGUGGUUCGUCCCCGAGAAGAGACAUGUUUGGUCUUUAACAGACAGGAACGCCCAGUGAGUUCUGAAGUGACUUUCCAGCGUGGCUCUCUUCAGCUGGUACCUGGUCAUUCCCAAGCUGCAGUACACGACUUACGUUAUCUGGAGGAGGAAGAGGAGGAAGAAGAGGAAGAAGAGGACGAAGAGGGACCCGAUCAAGAAGAUGAGAGCUACGAGUCUAGAGGUUCUGACACGAGUUUUGAUUCUGAGUCCUCUGGUCAGUCUCCGAGUGCCCUAUCUGAACUGACGGCUAGAGAGAUAAAUGGAUCAGAAGAAACACAUGCUGACAAUGUACAGCCUCAGGAUGAAACACCUACUGUUUCUGGAGCACCUUCAGACAAUGGCAGCAGUUCUCAUCAGGUGUCUACCAACCGUUCUCCAGUGAUUACACAGAACAUACAGCUCAUCAGUCUGGUCGAUGAAAGCUACGAGUCUAGUGGCUCUGAAGAGAAUUUUGAUGGCGAUGACUCUCUUCCGUCAACUAGUCACCAUCCUCCACAGCCUAUGAGAGCAGCAAGCCUUCGUACACAGAUGGCCAUCCGUCUGGUUGACAGCUAUGGAAGCGGCAGCUCUGAAGCAUGUGAAGAUUCUGGGUCCUCAGCUGAUGAGACUCCAGCAGCAGCAGCAGCAGGACAGCAACAGCCUCCGAAGAAUGCCCAUGCACACCUGGUUGAUGAGAAUUACGGGUCAAGUAGCUUCAGUUCUGACAGUGACGCGGCUCCCCAAAUGCCCGCUCAAGAAAGAAGCCCCAGAGACAGAGCUGGCCAACAGGAAAAUGAACCCCAACCCAGUAGUGCUGAAGCACAACCUGAACGUGAUGGUUCUCUUGAGACAGUGGCUGAUGAACCCCAGAGAGAAGCAGAAGAAAUAAAUGUUCCGAACCAGAGUACCAGCCGUGGGGAUAUGAACUGUGAGUCUCAUGGUCCUGAAAUGGGUUUUCAUGCUGAUGCUCAAUUAGAGGCUGAUCAAUCUCCACUAAAUCCUGAGGAAGUAGAUCUUGACCUAGAAAAUCAGAGUGUUCACUCUGGCAUUUCUAACCUAAGUUCUGAUUCCCGUGCUUCUUAUCAGUCAGCUAAUGAUCAACCUCAAGGGGCUUGGGGUGAAGUAAAUCUUGAUGAGUUAAAUGUCGACAUGGAAGUUAAGAGCAAUGGGUGCUCCAGUUCUGAGUUGACAUUUGAUUCCGAUUCCCCUCUUCUGUCAGUUACUGAGCGGUCUCUGCUGGAUGUUGAAGGAAUAAACGAAGAUGACUUUAACCUGGAAGAUGAAAGCUGUGUGUCAAGUAGUUCUUACAUAACUUUUGAUUCUGAUAUUCCCGAUGACUCAGUAGCUGACCAACCUCAAGUAGCUGUUUAUGAGGAGGAACCUGUUGAUCUGGAAAAUAAGAGUAAUGCAUCUUGUGUUUCCGAAAUAACAUAUGAUUCUGAUAUUCCUCUUCAUUCAGGAAAUGAUCACCCUGAAGUAGCUGUUAAAGAAGUAAUCAUUCAGGAAGAAGAAAACGUUCAUUUAGAAGGGAAGAAUGACAGUCCCAGUGGUUCUGAAAUAUGUUUGGAUUCUAAUGCCCCUCUUCAUUCAGUGACUAAUUCUGAUGUAGCUGUUGAAAAGAUAAAUUUCCCUAACGAUGAGCAGGUUCACAUAGAACAGAAGGAAAAUGAACCUACUGAUUCUGAACUAGACACUCUUAACUCAAAGCCUGGACGUUCUGAAGAUCCUAUUAUAGUACGUGCUUCUGAAACAACACUGGAUUCUCAUAUCCCCUUUCAGUCAGUUAUUCGCAAAUGUGAAAUAAUUGUCAAAAAUGUAUGCCCUCCAAAAGAAAAGCAUGCUCAAUUGCCAAGUCAAAGCACGGAGUCUCAUUCUGAAAUCAAUUCAGCUUCUUCUUCUGCUCCUCAAGCAGUGACAGAACCUUACGUAGGUAAGAAAGCCAAGAGAAAGACAAAGCAUCUUGAGGAAGUCAAGAGCGAUGAUGAAUAUGACUGUCCACCAACUUUCCAUUCUGAUGGUUUGCCUCAGUUAAUGACUGAAAAACCUCAACCAGCUGCUUUGAAUGAGGACCAUGCUGACCCAAAGGACGAGAGCACUGACGGCAGUCUGAAUGCUUCUGGUUGUCUUGAUUCAGUCAUUAGCCAACCUCAGCCAGCUGAGAAGGAAGACCAUGUUGAACUGGAAGACACAAACGGCCAACCCAGUGAUUCUAAAGCAAGUGUUGAUUCUCCUAGCCACUGUCAGUCACCACCUAAAGACGAUGUGAUCACAAAAAUGAGCCAGUGGAAAAACGAGGCAAAGGACCUUGAAAAGAAGAUCAGUGAACUUAUUUAUUCAAAACUAAUGCAUGAUUCUAGUGUUUCUUUUCGUUCUGCAAUGGAUCACCUUGAACUAGCUCUUAAACAAAUAAAUCUUGAUAGUAAUGAUCAAUUGCCCUCAGAAGAUAACAGCCAGGAUGCCAGUUCUGAAACAAAUUUGCACUCAGAUUUGUCAGUCCAGGCAGUAGUUGGAGCACCUGAGAUAACUGUUUCGGAGCCUGAACACGUUGAACUUGAAGGUAGGAAUAAUGAGUCUUGUGAUUCUAAUGACUCUGCCCAAUCAGAGGCUGAUCAGCAUAGUGACAGUGAGGAAGACCAAAGUCAGAAGGAUAAAGAGGACACGGAGGGUAAGAAGGAUGAGGUGCAGGGUUUGGGAAAUACAUGUGUUUCCAAUGUCCCUGAGCCAUUGGCUGGCCAAACUGAAGUUGAAGUAGUUCAGGAGAGCAGCCAUUGGAAGGAGCAGGGGGAUUUGGAAGAUACAGUUGGUGAAUCUAUUGACUCACAAAGCAACUUGCAUUCUGAUGAACCACUCCAGUCUGUGACUAAUACAACCCAAGAGCCUGCUCAAGAAAUACAUUUACUGAGGGGACAUGUUAGACCACAUGAUAGUGACUGUGAGCCCUGUGACUCUGAAAUAGUGGCUAUUUCAAAUGUCAUUUUUUGCUCAGUGACUCGGAAACCACAGUGUUUGCAAACAGAGUGUACCAGUUUGAAAGUAAAGAGCAGCAGUCCUUGUGGUCCUGAGGUGAGUGUUGAUUCCCAUGACGGUCCUGAAACGAGUUUGGAUUCCAGUGAUCCUUGUCAGUCAGUAGCAGGCCAUCCUCAGAAAACUGUCAAGGAAAUGACUCUGAAGGAAGACCAUAUUUACCUGGAAGAUAAGAGCUACAGGCUAGUUGAUUUUGAACCAACUUACUAUCCUGAUGAUCCUGUUCAGUUGCUGACAUAUCCAUCUGUGGAGGAUGCGUCUAUCACAGAAGUAAACUUGCAAAGAGAGACUCAUAAUGACCUAGAAAAUGAGACCUUCCAGCCAUGUUGUUCUGAAGUACCAUGCAGUUCUGGUGUUCAUCUACAGUCAGAAGUUGACCCACCUCAAGUGGCUUGCACAGUAGCAGAUCUUGAGAAGAAAGAGCCUGACAUAGAAGAAAAGUACAACGAGUCUUGUGAGCCAGAAAUGCUGUAUGAUUCUGACGUCUCUUUUCAGAUAGUAGUUAACCAGCUUCAAACAGCAGAUGAUGGAGAAGCAGAUUCACCACAGGUGGUGUUUGUGGAUGUUGUGGCCAGUGAUAGUGAUUGUGACCGGGAAGUAAUUUCUGAUUCAAAUAUCCCUCUUCAGCUAGAAACUGAGCCACCUCAGUUGACUGCCAGAGAAACCAAUGAGAUAAACACGGAUUCUGCUGGUUCUGCAGCAAUGGAAAAGUACUAUUGCAGAUUCUGUGGUUGUGAUUAUGAAGCCUCUCAGUCAGUGACAAAUCAGUCCAAGGAAAGUUUCAAAAUAAUAAAUCGGAAGAAUGACUACAUUAUUCUGGGAGAUUCCACUUGUUCAUCUUGUGGUCAUGAACUCAAUUUCAAUGUUGAUGCCUCUGAACAGCCCACUACCUGCCAGUUACAAGAGCCUGAUGGUAAUUGUAUUGCCCCAGAAGUUACGAACUAUGACUCUAAUUGUCCUGAUGCCUCUGAACAGCCCACUACCUGCCAGUUACAAGAGCCUGAUGGUAAUUGUAUUGCCCCAGAAGUUACGAACUAUGACUCUAAUUGCCAUGAUGCCUCUGAACAGCCAACUACCUGCCAGUUACAAGAGCCUGAUGGUAAUUGUAUUGCCCCAGAAGUUACGAACUAUGACUCUAAUUGCCAUGAUGCCUCUGAACAGCCAACUACCUGCCAGUUACAAGGAACUGAUCGUAGUUCUGUUGACCCAGAAGUUAAGAAGAAUGUCUCUAAUCCUCAUAAAAGACGUUUCACCUCGGAAGAUACUGUCAGAAGUGCCAGUCCUUGGAGAGAGCCAAGAAGUCUUACCUGUCGAGACAGGAACUGGGAGUCUAGCUGUUUUGCACCAGGCUCUUCUUUCUGUUCUGUGUCAGUGAUGGGCCGGACAACUGUGAUGCAUAUCCCUUUGAAGAUACCGGACGAGGAUCUAGAAAAUCCAUCUGACCUGCAUAUUUACUAUGAUUCUGACAAUGAUGAACCUCAGCCUGCCAAGAAAGCACGCUCCAGUAAGAAGGUAACUUUUGACAUGAAAGUAACUAAGUAUGAAUAUGAAGAAUUUGAGGAAAUGGAAGAAGAGGAAGAGUUUGCAGAACUAUUUCUUGAAGUGCCACCUCAGGGCCUCCCUCCAUUGGUUGUUGUAACACCUCGGUGUCAGAUGAGCGAAACUCCAUUGGUUGUUGUAACACCUCGGUGUCAGAUGAGCCAAACUCCAUUGGUUGUUGAAACACCUCGGUGUCAGAUGAGCGAAACUCCAUUGGUUGUUGAAACACCUCGGUGUCAGAUGAGCGAAACUCCGUUAGUUGUUGUAACACCUCGGUGUCAGAUGAGUGAAGCACAAUCAGUUGUUGGAACAGCUUGGUCUCAGAUGAGUGAAACCCCAUUGGUUGUUGAAACACCUCGAUGUCAGGUGAGGGAAGCAGGAUCAGUUGUUGUAACACCUCGGUCUCAGAUGAGCGAAACUCCAUUGGUUUUUGAAGCACCUCCAUGUCAAAUGAGUGAAGCACGAUCAGUUGUUGGAACAACUCGGUCUCAGAUGAGUGAAACCCCAUUGGUUGUUGAAACACCUCGGUGUCAGAUGAGGGAAGCAGGAUCAGUUGUUGGAACAACUUGGUCUCAGAUGAGUGAAACUCCAUUGGUUGUUGAAACACCUCGGUCUCAGAUGAGCGAAACUCCAUUGGUUUUUGAAGCACCUCCCUGUCAAAUGAGUGAAGCACAAUCAGUUGUUGGAACAGCUUGGUCUCAGAUGAGUGAAACUCCAUUGGUUGUUGAAACACCUCGGUCUCAGAUGAGCGAAACUCCAUUGGUUUUUGAAGCACCUCCCUGUCAAAUGAGUGAAGCACAAUCAGUUGUUGGAACAGCUUGGUCUCAGAUGAGCGAAACUCCAUUGGUUUUUGAAGCACCUCCGUGUCAAAUGAGUGAAGCACGAUCAGUUGUUGGAACAACUCGGUCUCAGAUGAGCGAAACCCCAUUGGUUGUUGAAACACCUCGGUGUCAGAUGAGGGAAGCAGGAUCAGUUGUUGGAACAACUUGGUCUCAGAUGAGUGAAACUCCAUUGGUUGUUGAAACACCUCGGUCUCAGAUGAGCGAAACUCCAUUGGUUUUUGAAGCACCUCCCUGUCAAAUGAGUGAAGCACAAUCAGUUGUUGGAACAGCUUGGUCUCAGAUGAGUGAAACUCCAUUGGUUGUUGAAACACCUCGGUCUCAGAUGAGCGAAACUCCAUUGGUUUUUGAAGCACCUCCCUGUCAAAUGAGUGAAGCACGAUCAGUUGUUGGAACAGCUUGGUCUCAGAUGAGCGAAACUCCAUUGGUUGUUGAAACACCUCGGUGUCAGAUGAGCCAAACUCCAUUGGUUGUUGAAACACCUCGGUCUCAGAUGAGCCAAACUCCAUUGGUUGUUGAAACACCUCGGUGUCAGAUGAGGGAAGCAGGAUCAGUUGUUGUAACACCUCAGUCUCAGAUGAGUGAAACUCCAUUGGUUGUUGAAACACCUCGGUGUCAGGUGAGGAAACCACGAUCGGUUGUUGGAACAGCUCGGUCUCAGAUGAGUGAAGCUCCAUUGGUUGUUGAAACACCUCGGUGUCAGAUGAGGAAACCACGAUCGGUUGUUGGAACAGCUCGGUCUCAGAUGAGUGAAGCUCCAUUGGUUGUUGAAACACCUCGGUGUCAGGUGAGGAAACCACGAUCGGUUGUUGGAACAGCUCGGUCUCAGAUGAGCAAAGCAGGAUCGGUUGUUGGAAAAACUCGGUCUCGGAUGAGGAAAAAUGAGGUGAAAAGCAACGCACAGGAAUCUCAAGGUCAUCUCUCCAGUUGCUCUAAGACCAAGAUAAUUCUUCUGGGUGCAAAAGAAAAGACUGCCUGCUCUGACAAUAACCAGAGCACAUCAGUUCUUGCAUUGCCACAUCUUGAAUAUAUUGAAGGUCAAGUUGGAGACACCAAUGAUGUCUCAGUGGCUGUAGGUAAACCGUCUUGUUCCCUAGCAGAGGGGCUCCAUCAGCAACAUGGGCAUGUGGCUUCUGAGAACCAGGUAGAAGGAGUCAGAUGUGGAACUCAAGCAAGGUCUCGGAAGAAAAGAAAAACGGCAGGACAAGAACAAUUAACAAAAGGGAAGCAUUCCCAACCUGACAGCCAGAAAAAGAAAACCCGAACUAAGAAAACAAAGUCACCCAAACCACAAACUAAAGCUUCGGAGCCUGUACAGCCCGAUAACUUAGUCUCUAUUUUUUCUUCUCUAACUAUGAAGGAAGAUCAGUCUUUGAAACUGCCUAGAAAGAGGGCUGGCAGGGAGAGGGACUUACGACUCUUAUACAGUUGUAAAGAGCACAGCGCUCCUAGCCCAGUACAUAAGAAACCUGUGACUAAUCCUCCCCAGACUGCAGCGGUUGCAGACCAGGACAAACGUGAGGUAGCUGGCAGUGGUCUCAGCAAGACUGACCCCACGCCCAGUGCAGGAGAGAGUGGUGCUGACAGACCAAGCGUGGUUUCGAGAGCCAUUCUGGCAAUGCCGAAGAAAAGAAUCGUGUUCAGGAUCCUUGGGGAGAGCCAGUCUUCACCUCCAGAAAAUUCAGGUGCAGUUCCUGCAAUUCCAAAGGAUAAAUCUCCAAAGGAGAAUGAACACAGCAAACUUAUUAAUGUCAAUCUCCAGCAAACUCUUUCCAAUCGUGACAGUCCCAGAAUUAUUCCCAAAUUAAUUCUAAAGGAGGUUAUAGACAGUAAAAAUCAUAAGAGAUUUUGGAAAAAGAAGAUGGCCGCUACACAUCAAUCAAGCUUACUCCAAAAUGCUUACAAAACAGUGGUUCUCCGGAAAAGAUCAAAGUUUUCAGAAAAAAUGGCUCUUUGGCUUCAGCUGAUAGCAACCGACAUCGUUAGGAAGUAUGUCCGCGGCCGUAGUUUUACACGCCACCGGAGGCGUCAGUCAAAGACUGUUUUUAUUCGAAUGCAACUGAGGAAGAAGAAGAUCGUCGCCAGGAAGAUAAAGGAGGCCAAGAGAGCAGCCGCUGAAGCGCGCGCGCGUGCGCGUGCGCGUUCGCGUUCGCGCCUCUGCGUGGUCUCAGUUGUCCCGGCUGUUCCCGAAGAGCCACAGCCGUCAAGCAGCGCGGCGGCGGCGGCUGCGGCUGCGGGGCCCGCACUGCUGCCCGCUGUCUCUCCCGCUGCGAAUGCUGCUGCGGGAGUAAAGCGCUACCGGAAAACCUACCGAAGGAGGAAGAAGAAGAAGCAGCUGCCCGUGAGAGAGUAUGACCUGAGAAGCUCAAGUUCCACAUCAACAUCAAACGCCGCCGACAGGAUGGUGACACGUCGUCGUCGCACAAGCAAAUCGAGAAGCAACGAGGCAAAAUAAAAGCCGCAUAUCGUGGCUGAUGGAGAGAUCAGUCCUCACUUGAAUGGAACACAUUCGGACUUGAAUGGACAUACUUUUCCCAGCUUUGGUGGGGAAACUGACACUAUCCUUACACUAUUUUGCUACAGAUAUUAUUUUUCAGAGAUUUUAUAUUCAUUUAAGAUUAGUGUUUAGGGUCCUUUUUUUUUUUUCUUUUAAAGGUUUAAAAGCAAACUUUGUCCCGUUUCUGUAGAAGAGCUUCAUCUUAAUUUGUCUUAUAAUUUAGCAUAGAAUUUUGUCCCUUAAAUCAUGUCCACAUUCAUUUCCUCUGGAAAUCUUUCGUGCCACAAAGUUAUAACACUGGGAGAAUGAACACAGCAAACUUAUUAAUGUCAUCUUUUAAACAAUUGGACAGACGUCUUUACUGAAUUACCAUGCUUACAAGUUGAAUCGUCAAUAAGUAUUCUAACUGGAUGAAUAAAAAGCGACAUUGUGCUAUCUGAGUUUUCGACUAUGAUUGACUUGAAUGUUCACAAAAAUGUAAUUUAUUUUUCUUUUAAAGGCAUUCCACGAAAUAAUUCUUUAAUUGAGGUUUCUUUUUUCUUUUCUUUCUUUCUUUCUUUUUUUUUUUUUUUUUUUUUUUAAAGUGCCUGGUGAUUUUUAUAGACAACAGAGAUUCUCCUUCAUUUAGAUUGGAUCUGCAAGUCUGUAGCUUUCCUUGUUUGGACACAUACCCACAAGCCUGUUCAUUGGCAUUAUUAACCUUAUACGAAAAAAGACUUUGCAAACAUGAUUAGGCGUUUAAACUACCUUUUCUCCCUUUACUAGUAGUCUAAAAUGAAAAUCCAGGUAAUUUUUAUCAUCUUAUUAAUAUUUCAGGCACCAUUUAAAAUAUUGAAGUAAAGUUAUUGGUUUGAUAAUAGUGUGUGGGUUGGCCAUUGUCAAUGAGUGAAAAACUUGAACAUUUCAGAACACUUAAACUAGUAACUUAACUAGAGACCCACUUUACAAGUGAGAAACGAUUUAUACAUCCAUCAGUUUAUCCUCAACUGUCUAAUUAUCUUAAACUAGUUAGAUAGUUCAAGGUGAGACUAAUUUGACAUCUUCAACUACCUAAUUGAUUUGAACAGUUCAGAUAAAAGAUGCUUGGAUACACAGUGUGAGCCUCUGGUACUUGAGUCUAUUCCUUUAAAGGGACGUUGACUGACCGGGUGCAGAUGCAUCCUAGUUCUUGUUCAGUCAAGACCUCAAUCUCUUUCUGUCAUCAACGUUACAAGGAAACAAAGUUUCCCUUUACUGUGUAACUAAUAUAUCUUAGUGAAACUAGUGUCAGUGUUAAGCUGUGUGUUGAUUUCAGUGAUAAAACUGUGUUACCUUAGAAUUAAUGAAAUAUCAAUGUGGUUUUGUUUCAGGUGCCAUUACUUAACCUGUGAGUCAUUAAUGGUGAUACUGUCAUUACUUCUAAAUAUAAGCAGUAAUUAUAUUGCAGAGUGGACAAAUGUGUUUUUUUUAGUUGGCAAGUAACGUGUUUGAUUUCUUCAACCUUGCCUCCUGAUUAUACAAACAUUUUAAUUCCCUUUCUUAAAAAAUAUCCCAGUAAGCCACUAGUUUUUUUUUUUAAUCUUUAAGUUUUAAUUAAGGAAGAAAACUGUUUCACUGAUUAUGAAGUAAACAUGUAAAAGAACUCUGUUUGCAGGUAUUAAUGUCUUUUGUAGUUCCCAGACACCCUAAUGUCUUUUGUAGUUCCCAGACACCCACUAAAAUAAACACUCCUGCAAUAUAAGUUAAAAGAGAGAGUUCAUAUUCAAAUAACCUACCAUGGAAUUAUGCCAGAUUAUGUCUACUAUGAUUAUAUUCUGCAAUGGGGAGUAUUCUUAUAAUUCAAAUGAUAAAAAUUUCAAGUUCAAAAAUAUUACAGUUUUUUUUUCCCACAAAUUGGAAACUUUUCUAAGUAUCAUUUUAAGGAAAAGAUUCCUAUGUAAAAUUCACAUCACCCACAUAUAAAAUGUCUGCUACAGGUUUUGUUUAGCAUUUUGCAAGUGUUUACUAAGUUCUUCUAAGGAAUAUUAUUUUAGGCAAGCUUGGAAACUUGAAAUUAUAAAACGUAAGUUAAAUUGGAAGUGAAUUUUUCAGAAUCUGAUAGGAUACAAGAUGUGCCCCUUUGUCUACAUGAAUAUUGGCUUAAUUUUCAGGCUAGGUUGAAACAAUUGCUUAUUUUGUGUAGUCAAGAGUGCAUUUUAGUCUUUUAAUAGUAGUACAUCAAAUUACAACCAUAGUGAAUAUUUUGUUAAUCUUGUCCUCUUCAGUAUCUUGAAUAGACUUUUAUUGUAAUUGUCCUGGUGUAUACAGUGUGUGGACAAUAUUGUGUAAAGAGUGUUUUUUGCAUUUGUGCAUUUAAAUUAUUUAUGUAACUAGGGCUCUGAGUAACACUUUUUCUUUUGCUUAAAGAAAGCUAUAUUUAAAUAUUCAAAUAAUUAUAUAUUUCCAUGUAAAACUAAUGUGAAGACCGAUGUAUUUUUUAUAAUGCAAUUUAAAGUGUAGGCUUGUUUUGAUGUUAUCAAGAUAAAUUUAUUAAAUAUUGAAAUUUGUGUGUACUCUCUCCUCAUAUUAGAACCUUUUCCUGGAAAUACUUAAAAAGAAUCAGAGAGUAACCAAGUCUGAAGUAACUCUGUAAAAGGCCUGAGAGAUGAUAAAUAAGAGAGUGCAAAUGUUGAUGCUGGCGAGAAAAUAGUUUAACCAAAGAUGCACAGUUGUACUCUAAUCAGUAGUUAUUUCAAAAGAUUAAAUGACCACUCAUGUGCAUGGUGGAGUGAUGGGGCAGCUGUGUUUUACUUGUGCACCUGUACUGAAAGGAUUGAGUUCAGGAGCAGGAUCCAUCCCACCAUCUGACCCCUUUUGGGAAAGGAGAACCCCAAACCUUCCAUCUACCUCCCUGUCUUCUAGUGCCAUAGCGUAAGACCGUGCCGACAGGAUGACAUGGAAGAGUAUGUCAGGGAAGAGUGAGACAGGCUUUGUGACCCUAGAGUUGUUGACUUACAGGGUUUGUUUCUAGAAUGAGAAUAUCUUACUCUUUCCAAUGAGAAAUUACUUUGUAGUAAAGGACUUUUAUGUUUAGAAUCAUGGAAUUACAGAAUUAUACACCAAAAUGCCAACUUGGGGAAAUGGAAGGUAAGGAGAAGGCAUUUCCUCAUCUCUUGUUCAAAUGAACUCAGAUAUUAAAGGGGGGAAAGGAUAAUUUAAAACAUUUCCCUUUGUCCUUAUACUUUAUGUGUGUAAAGUUCCAAGUAUUUUAAGCCAUGGGCUUUGUUUUUAAAACUGAUUUGCUUUGAUAAGGAUUAGGUCGAGGCUGAAGAAGUUUGUUGCUGGGACUUUACAUUAUUUCUAGGUUUGUUUAUUGAUUUUAAUAACCUUUAAACCUGGAAAGCAAUUUAUUUACCAGAUUUACUCCUCCCAAAUUUAGUGUUUGUACAUAUCGAGCCCUUCUUGAGGACAGCACAUUUCCCUAAGCUUUAACUGCUUCGUGUCCCUUGAUCUUUGUAUUUGGGAGCCUUGGAUUCUAGAACGAUUACUAGAGAGAAAACUGAGGCAUAGAGUAGUUAACCCCCAUUUAUAGGCCAUCUCUCUCUUCUAGGUUCUGUUUCCCUAGUUUCCCUGCUUAGUUUAUAAAAACGGUACCUUUAUGUUAGCCUUUGUGUAGUUUUUUCUUGCUUUGUUUCACUUUGGUUUUUUUUUUUUUUUUUAAUUUGUUUUGUUUAUCAGGGUUAGGGUUUUUGUUGUUGUUUUCUUUGUUGUUUUUCGUUUGUUUGGUUGAGAAUCUCCUUUGUUAUAUAUAGCAUGCUGAGUAUUUUGGGUUUUUAGUUACUUUUUAGCAAGUAGUUUUAAAUUGACUUCAAAUUUAAUUUUGUUGUCUUUCUGCCUCUGAGAGUUGAACCCAGGGCCUUGUGUGUGUGUGUGUGGAUUAGGUGCCCUGUUGCUGUGUUGUACUCCAGUUCUCAGACAGUUUUUAGUGACCAGAGUUUUUGUCUCCUGACAGCAAGUGAGAAAGCCAGCAGGUGAGGCUAGCAUUGUUCCCUUCAUGGCUCUUUAUGAUCUGAUUACUCCUCAGAUCCAAGACUGGGCAGCAGAGUCGCCUUUUGGGGUGUUCUUGUGGCGCACUUGAGUGUUGAAUGCUCUUUGGAUCUUUGACUCUCCUUUUCCUGCCCAGCGUCAGCAUUCCCUGUGCUCAGUCAGUCCUCAGUUUCAACACACGCACGCACGCACGCACGCAUCACCUCAUGCUCUCAAUCCUUUCAUGAGGGAUUGCUUACAGGGAACUGAAAUCUGAGAAUGGUAACCACCAAAUUGCUGGUUUAAUCCAGAUGUGUGCCACAGAGCCAGGAACUGUGUUGGUGACAGCCUCUUGGUUACGUUGUUCAGCAUAUUUAGAUACCAUCAAAACCAGGAAGUCAACAUUGAUCUCAUCUAUCUACUCUGCAGACCUUGUUAAAAUUUCACAAAUUAUCCCAAAAUGUCCUUAUAGGUCCUGGAUUUGAUCCACAUUUCUGGACUUGAUGGACUUUGUUGGUUUCUUCGGUGUGGAGCAAUUUCUCGCCUGUCUGUAUUUGAUAGCAUGGCAUUUUAACAGUACUGCUUUAUUUGUGGGAUAUCCUUGAGUUUAAGCUUGUCUGAUGUUUCUUUGUAACCUGCAUUUUUGGAAUUCUGUGUUCUUCUCAGUGUGUAUUAACUGAAGCCAUGUGAUGUCAGUUUGAAUAAAUGUGGUGAUAGAAUA
This is a messenger RNA of Peromyscus leucopus (white-footed mouse), 14171 nucleotides long. It is a transcript of the gene Zdbf2, whose product is annotated as zinc finger DBF-type containing 2. The transcript has 7 exons. NCBI's taxonomy places the organism in Eukaryota, Metazoa, Chordata, Mammalia, Rodentia, Cricetidae. The record is from RefSeq and is a predicted model, not a curated record. The coding region runs from base 479 to 9424 and encodes 2981 amino acids. Gene Ontology annotation, molecular function: zinc ion binding; nucleic acid binding. Gene Ontology annotation, biological process: epigenetic programming of gene expression; genomic imprinting.